CUCUGCAAGUGAAAUUCUACGGAAGAAAUUGAUCGCGGACGGGUGUUCAUACAAACUAGUUCCGGAUAUCAACAAUCUGGUGGCUAACUACCUGAAACGUAAUCCCUACUCCACAUUCUUCUACAGAGUGGAUUAAAAGAAAUUCCGGAACAGGAUGGAUAGUGAAGAGAGAACCUACGGUGGCUGUGAAGGACCAGAUGCCAUGUAUGUGAAGUUGAUCUCUUCAGAUGGCCAUGAAUUCAUUGUGAAAAGAGAACACGCCUUGACAUCUGGGACUAUCAAAGCCAUGUUGAGUGGGCCAGGUCAGUUUGCUGAGAAUGAAACCAAUGAAGUGAACUUCAGGGAGAUUCCAUCUCAUGUCUUGUCAAAGGUCUGCAUGUAUUUUACCUACAAGGUCCGUUACACCAACAGCUCCACAGAAAUACCUGAAUUCCCCAUCGCUCCGGAGAUCGCACUGGAACUGCUCAUGGCUGCAAACUUUUUGGAUUGCUAAAGUUACAAGAUAAUGUAAAUGCUUGAAACAUUUUUAGAUCUUUUUUUUGAAUAUUUAACUUGUUUUCCAUGUACACCACAUGAAACAUGAAUGAGUAUAUCACAAUGAGGGUUUUUUUUUUUUGUUUGUUUUUUUUCCACCGGGCUUUCUGCCCUAAUUUUAUUAGUAUUAAAGGAUUUAAUUUUAAAAUAAUAAAUGGAUAUGGCAGGUUGCAUCCCUUUCCCAAGAAUGUGAUAAAUGUGCCCCCUGCCCCAGAAAUCUUUCUUCACCUCUGCAUCUCAAUAAAGACCUGUUUGGUGAGCA
Messenger RNA from Xiphias gladius (swordfish), 796 nucleotides. RefSeq names its product elongin C paralog a (gene eloca). The record is from RefSeq and is a predicted model, not a curated record. The transcript has 4 exons. Gene Ontology annotation, molecular function: protein-macromolecule adaptor activity. Lineage: Eukaryota; Metazoa; Chordata; Actinopteri; Istiophoriformes; Xiphiidae. The coding region runs from base 155 to 493 and encodes 112 amino acids. Gene Ontology annotation, biological process: ubiquitin-dependent protein catabolic process. Gene Ontology annotation, cellular component: elongin complex.